This is a messenger RNA of Spirometra erinaceieuropaei, 20610 nucleotides long. Lineage: Eukaryota; Metazoa; Platyhelminthes; Cestoda; Diphyllobothriidea; Diphyllobothriidae. The record is from the annotation of a GenBank genome assembly.
AUGACGUGCUCAUCAAAUGCUGGUGCACUCCAAGUUGAACUCAUCAGUGACGAGGAGCAAUCCCUGCCCUGGUUCUGCCACCUGCGGGCGGCACGACAUCUUUGUGAGCAAAACACAGAGCUUCAACCCUUCAGCCCGGAAACUGGGACGACAACAUCGAAUGUGACUAGCACAACUUCCGUUCAGCAAGCUCACAAGUGUGCCCACCGCAGUCGAAGCCCUAACUCGCUCUGGGGACCAAUCCGAGUGUGCCUCUCAAAGCCGGUAGAAGCAGGCAUGGAGCUACUUGUCUGGCCAAGCCCCGCCUUCUCCCUCAUCUGCGAACUUCCUGUACUCCAGCCAGAGAACAUUGUUGGUAAUCAGAGUAACGUAGCCCUUCGUCUAUUUACAGUGUUCGCAACCUCACUCCAGCGCAUCAUGCAUUAUGAUAAAUCUCACGUAUUUUUGAACCAUCACGAUGCGCUAAAUUUCGUGGCCUUGAAGGCUGCCAAAUGACGAGAUAACUCAGUCAUCGUGGUCAGUACUCUGUGCGUAUACUGGGUGACUGGCCUGAGAACGUUGAGUUAAGCUUAAUGCCCCCUUCUUAAUGUGGCAUAUAUAGUACUCCCGCCAAGAGGGGCUCUUAGUCGUCCCCCUUGUUCUAGGAAAACCUAAUCCAUGCCCAUGGGGCCAGGUCGUGGGCGGCUUGUUUAGGUUUGUCAUCCACUGUGCCCGCGUUCUCUUCCGGUAGUCGUGGUUCUGGCAAGACGGAUGUGUGAUGAAGGAGGGUGAGGCAGAUGCACCGCAAGCCCACAAGCAUUAUAAACUAGUUUGUACGCAAGUCACCGCCCAUGCAAUCACCGAGCUGCCGGAUAUACGGUGGACAUCGUCGCAUGAGACGGUCAAACUGUCGGAGAGUGUUCACAAUUGAUCACAAAGUCCACAUAACUAGCGUUAAAUGGAUUUAUAUAAUGCAGUUGGGUCAGCGUAACAUAACUGCCGAGUACUGAGCGUUAGUUAACCGCCUGAGUUUUAAAUAUUACUGUCGAAGCCCAACAGAGAAUAGGGAAGUGUAACCUUACUAUUUUUAAUGUGCAAUAAAAAUUUUGACCUGGCAUGCAUUCAGCUCAAACGUAACUCGGGGAAAGUAGCGUAACAUAGCAAGUCUGAUCAAAUGAAAUAACUAUGAAUUCCCUAAACGCUCAACUCGAUUAAAAAAGUGGAUGAGGAGGACAAAUCCGAUUCUGUGUGAUGACUGAUACUGCAAGUUAUGUAGGAAGGCAAGGAAUAUUAGUCUACAAUGACAUUCCUUAUAAUAGCCCUAUCCACUGAGAACUUGCCGAAAUUUUUCUUCUGAACAGAAAAAAUGAUAUGGGUUUUAACAAAGGUCAAGUGACCUUGCAUGUAUUUUCAUAUGUCCUGAAUUUUUCAAAAGUAAUUACAAGGAUGCGAUAUACCCUUUUUCUGAUUCAUGCGAACGAAUUGCGAACAUGGCAAAAUCUUCCCGGAUGUUUAUCCUGCCAAAGUGCAGUAAUCGUGGGAAGUUUUCAAAACGUCUAAGCAGAAUUGGUUCCCAGCAGUCAGGGCAUAAGAACAUGGACUCCCCUUCCUCCCCCCCUCCCCCAAUGCUACAGGUGGCCUCUCGCCAAAUCCCAAGGGGGAUUCCCAUUCCUGUAUUCUAACAUUUACCACAACCCUAACCCUUCUAGACCAGACCUCAACUCUAGCAAUAAACCUUACCCCGCUUGGAAUCCAGGGCAAGGCCAUCUGUCAUACGGGGGUCCAUAUUCCUGUGCCCAACUGAGGAUAUAACUUAGGCUGAAAUUUGGAAUUUUAAUUGUGCUGCCCAAUUGCAGUUGCCACGCUAAUGAGUAUGGAGCAUGUCCAUCCACCAGAUUUCUCGAUGUGAAGGCGGCAGUUUAAUAGGGUUUUUUUUCCUUCACGCCAUCUAGGGCCGUCAUCUUAUGUAUGCACCCACUGCGGAGGCGUCUUAGAAUAUCCAAAUGAGCUGAAGGCCCACCUCAAGCUUUCCGGGUGCUCCCAGCUGGCGUUUCUUCCAGCCGCCGAACAUUCCCUCCGAUCUCCGCCUGCCUCAUCUUCCUCCCCGACGACUAUUGAGGCCUACUCCACGGCGCAAACAUCCAAAACCCGCCUUACAACUGGCAGCUCAAUAAAACACUGGUGUUCCUACUGUGGCAAGCACUAUGUCCGCAAGUACAGUCUCAUGAUCCACCUUCGCACCCACACGGGCCACAAGCCGCUGCAAUGUCGCGUCUGCCAUCGGCGUUUUGGCGACCCCAGCAAUUUAAACAAGCACCUUCGUAUCCAUGCUGAUGUUGUACUCGGGGUGAGAGACUUGCGUCUGAGAAAUCCCUACGCGUGUAAACUGUGCGACAAGAACCUGGUACGCAGGCGUGAUUUUGAAAGACAUAUGCGCAAGAAGCACUGAAGGCCCUAAUUCUCAUCAUUUGUCCUACUUUCUAUCGCGCUUCUUUUUUACCGACUCCACUUACAUUUUUUAAGAUCCUUCUAAUAACUGCGUAUUUUUAUUGGCUUUUUUGUCAAAAUACAUUGAAAAAAGACAAGAAAUGGGUUUUACUUCAAAUUUUCGCACGUUGCGAGCAAAUUUGUGCUCUCACAGCGGAGUAAGCCCCGUAACACUAACCAUUUCUGAUUGGUUGUCGGUUUCUCGGCAGCAACCCAGCAGCGGUGCGAAAUCUGACCAGUGGAAAUACGCGUGUCUUAAGAAUUUCCCUUCUCCGGAUGACCUUUUGGCUAUGAAAAACGUGUACAAUGGUUUCGGUAAAGCCUUGACAGACUUAUAGAGUUUGCCACCAUGUGAAUACUCACAGCACGGGACUGCGACAGAUACUUGACGGAGGCCACAUAUUCUAGUCAGUCGACCAUGUUAUUCGUCUAGACUAGCGAAAAUAGGGGACCAACGGACAGGCAACUUCACCUUUCGAGGCCGCAAGUGGAUGUACCCUAACCGAAAUUCCGAGGACGAGUCCCGUUUAAGAGGAGGUGGCAACCUGCGCAUAACUGUAUGAGUGUCACUCGAGAGUCAGUUUAUGCGUCACUUUUGGUGUUGCUUGAAUGAUUCACUAGUUUGUGGACCCCGUAGCGUCAGUGCACUUGAGGAAUUGCGCCCCCGUGCAUGUGAUAAACGUGCGUGUCAACAUGAUGACUUCAGUCGGCGUGGUCGCCUACUGACUUGGGCACUCCGAUUGGUUCAUCCUUAGGGCGAGAAAAUGAGCAGGGAACAGUUGGAGCGGUGGAAAUAAUGGGCGUACCUCAACAGUUAGGAUUAGCGGAACCAGCCAGUGGUGUGUGCCGAGCGCAUGCCGGUGUGUCUUGCGCACCAUGCGCCCAGGCGCACAUGAGUGCGUAAAUUGACAGCUAGUGAACGUGCCAGGGUUUUCCUCCUGAGUAUUUUAUCGACGCCUGGCAUUGGCUGAUCGGGCCAGUGUGUUGCCGACAGUCAUCAUGGUCAUGUCUGGCGUCCUUGUUCAAGGCCCUGUUACCUCAGGGUCAUCCACUUUCGCAACGAGCCACUCGACCAACUUGAACUCGGACGCACGUGCGUCCACAGAGUCGCAGCUGCCCCCCCCCCCCAAACGGGCAACGUGGUAGAUGCGCUGGACCAACACGAGGGUCAUACCGGAUUCUGGCAGGCGUUAUCGGAUUGCGCACUGUAACAAAUGCCGACAUUUCGGGGCGCGGUGGCAGACCCGGUUGUCGACAGAUGUCGUUGCUGUUGAUUAAAAAAACCUGGUUAUUUCCUGAGCGGAUCAGGGGGUGCGGAGUGGAAUGCAAAGGUGCAGGCUCGACCGUGCCAUCCACCCGCGAUCUCCCCAGCCUCCGGUCCUCUUGACUCUGUCUUGACACGGGGUCCAGGUGGCUAGUGGAGAACGGUAGAUGCUGCGCAAGUCUACAAUCACUAUAAACUAAUUCACACGUAAGUCAGCGUCCCUGCUCCCACCCUACUGUGGAGCACACUGUGGACAUCGUCGAAAUCGACGGUCGAACUGUCGGAGCUGCCCAUGCGCCACUUGAACACACCACCCCCUACGAACGCAAUACAAGCCAUUUGAACACCGCCCCUCGACAAAUCAACACACAGCAACCGAACACAACUUCAGAUUGCCCCACAAACCUGUAAAACCAACUGCCACCAUCACUGUCUCAGGGACUGUCGAGCAUGAUUGGGUGGAGUCAACACUAACCCUGGUCUCAACAGCGACAAUUGUCGUCUGAGAAGUUAGCCCAGAGUUCUGAAUACGAUAAACCCCUUAAUUUGGCGACUUCUGUCUUCUUACAGCACGGGGUUUGACCUUAUGAUUGCAGCGCUCUGAGCUCACACCCACAGCUUUGCUGCUACAAGUCAACUCUCAGUCUGUUUGCCUUCUCCUACAGACAAGUACGCGGUGACCUUGUAUUAACGCUCCGUAUUAUAAAUGGCCUAGACUCUUACUUAGUUCCCAGUGCUUAUUUCACUCAAGCUGACACACUCCCUUUGCGCGAUCAUGCCCUAAAACUGCGCGCGCGUAAGGCAAGGAUCAAAGGACGAAAGUUCUUUUCCGGUAACAGGGAGGUUGCAGCGUGGAAUGCCCUGUCUAUCGAUGUUGUACUCUCCUCCUGUGUGGAUUCAUUUAAUUGUAGAUCCGCCCUGUGUCAAACUUCCCUGUUACCAGACACACAUGCGCCCCCACAGCCCGUCAACCAAACCGCGUAUGUUGUACUACUUACAGUAAGUGAGUAGCCGUUCACGUUUGUCCUUUUCGACUAGAUGACAACUGCCUGCCUUGCGCAUACACUUAUGUACAAAGUCUCCUUCUCAACUUUCCACUUAUCGAUGCUUUUCUCAGACGAUUUUCAACCGAUAGGGAGUUCAAAGGCGUUCGCCUGUAUUUCCUUUAAUAAAACUGAACUGAACCGAAGUGCUGCGAAAAUUCCCAUUGUAAAAUUCAAAAGGCAAUUUGGCGAACAUACGUCUGCUUUCGAUAAAUUCUCUUCAAUCCUGCACAUUUAUAUGGCUAUUGAAGUAAUGAAUUAAAAGAUAGGGGCAAGUAGAUAAUUAAACUGUAGCUCGGAUUUGGAGAGGGGAGGGGAGGGGAGGGGGAGAGCGAAACACCACAAUUCAAUUCAGCGCCAGGGAGAAGGUGGGUCUCGACGAGGGUAAUUACAUACGGGUGGCUGGCUUGGCGGCUUUAAGCCAUGGCAACUGUGGGACCUGUAUGAAGUUCAUCUGUGCGCAUAAGACCGGUCCGCGUAGCCUGAUUGCGGCCGCCUCUGCCGUAGCCAACAAGCGCUGCCCAAGUAGUUUUGGCUAGCUUGAUGGGACUUUGUAAAUCACUCUGAAGGCCCCUCUGGCGUCUACACGGUGGUCCGUGUCUACCAUGUGCACGAGGACCGAGCUGUUUAUGUUCUUUAUUUGACCCUUUCCUACCAUGCUGGAAGAUAUUCUUUUAUUCUUUUGAAUAAACGCCGACUCGUGCGACCAAUAUAUUCUGCCCCACAGGAGCUGGUGAAAGAGUAAAUACACAUAGAGGUGGUCUGAUCUGGUAGUUUUUCCUUGCCCUCCCGUAUAGGAUGGGACUGGUGGCGAACAGUACACGGGUGUCAGCUGCUGGAAAGGUCUGUGAUACAGCUUGAGUUAGACGUCUUAUUAAGAGUUCACUUGGUGCACCCCCUUGAAAUGGGACCCUGAUGAAGAGCCUUUUCCUUCCUGCCGUCAGUAUCGGGGGCUUUUGUGGUCUUUCGGCCAUGUUCUUAGCAAUGAAUCGAUCAUGAUACCCGUUUUGGCGAAAGAGGCUGUCGAUAAUCUUAAGCUCUUUCUCAACGCUAUCAACUGAGCAGAUUCUUAUCACUCUGUUAAACAACGGACUAAAUUACGUUUAACGUUUAGCGGUACGAAACUCCCAAAAUGGGUAUAUUGUCCGCACCACGUUUUCUUACGAUAUACGCUACGUCGAAUGCUGCCGUCAAGUCUUAUACUCAGAAACACAUCCAGAAAGGGAAUGAACUGGACUGUUCUUCUUCCAGAGUGAAUUUUAUUGAUGGGUGCGCCUGAUUUAUGUCAUCCAAUAGAAUUGAGAUGCCACUUUGUUUCGGUGCACUUGACAAUAUAUCGUCCACAUACCCGCCCAUAGUAUCUUAAAUUGUUGAUCUGGUACGUAGCUGGAAAGCUCCUAACUAUCUCAUGAAUAUAAUCGUCAAAAGCGGGCCAAGGGGAGAGCCCAUUGCUACGCCGUCCAUCUGCCUAUGUAGAUUGUUGUCGACUAGGAACUGCACGUUCAAGGCACACCUCAAUAACAAUUCCUUGAGGGCAUUCACUGGUAUUCCUAUAUCCUGUUCAUUGUCGGCAAUGAAAUCACGAAGGUAGUCGACUGUUUCUGUUACCGGUACGUUCGUAAAAAGGGAUGAGACGGCUAAUGAAAACAUGGAAAGAAGACCAUGCCUGAUAAUUCAAGAGCUUCCCGAAUGCGCAGCUGGUGGGAGUCUAGGCAGACCUAGGUCACUACAAAGGUCUCCUUAACUAAAUUCUGCGGUCCACUGAGGAAGUCAAGGUGCUCAAGAUAUUUAAAUUUUGGGUAGUUCUCAGUCGACAUAUCGGAUUGUCCACGCCUGCAAGUACUCAAGGUAAUGCUAACUAGUCAGGAACUAGUUAGACAUAUUCUUUCACCAGCUGGGGCAUUUUUUAACCGGUUCACACACCAACAGAGAGAAUGAAACGCUGAACAUUAAUUCGGGAACUGAAAAUGGGAUUGCAAAAGGGGUAAAAAAAAGUCUAUCCAUUUACAACAACCAGAAAAGCGCACGCCCUUCCAUAUUCCGAUGGACGGAGGCAAUUCGAAUGAAGGUACGGUUGGUUCAUUAAAUGGGAACUCGAACUGCACUCUAGCCAAUCACCCCAGAAAAUGAAACCCAGGCUUAUGUACACCAGGGUACAGAGUAUUCUGUCUAAGUUAAAUGAACUGAAAGUCCACAUCUGUGACCUCGCCAUUAACGUCAUCUUUUUCACGGAAACCUGGUUGUCUGAAAACGUCGCUGACCGCGAAUUGGUACUACUUAGAUCUCGGAAAGAUAGGACAUGACGCCAGGAAGGAGGAGUGCUUACUAUUUAAAAAAUGGACUGCUUGUGGAGAAAAACUUACACGCCACACAAUAAAGGUGCAGAGAUCGAAAAAGCCUGAAGUUCUGACGGUCCAUCGUCCACCAAAGAAAUAAUCCCAAGGCUAAUGCUGAUUUGAACUAGAAAAAUUUGUUACUCGGUUUGACGACUUGGUCAUGGAGACUUUAAUGCAUCACUCAUUGAUGGGAGCUCAAUUUACAAAUGAGAUUCAGAACUAGCCUCUGACUGACGUCUAGUAAAUAUGACGCUCAUGUUAUUCGCCACCCAGCACGUCUUGCUUCCCACGCGGGUGCAUUAGGAGGAACAGUCAGAUUGUAUGUAUGCGAUAAUCACGAAAUCGCUGGAUAGCAUUAACAAAGUGCAAUGUCUGCUUCCUCUAGUUCGAAGCGACCCUGUUGUAGUACUCUGUAGUAUUCCAUCCUUUUGAUACCCGCACAGUCCUCUAGGGUAAUGAGAAACAUUUGACGUGGCAAAGUCGGCAAGAAAGUCGGGAAAUGUCAGCGGUUAGGUGAGUUACUGAACAUUCCCCGCCAAAGUCACCGUCACAUUUCGUGGGAGUGGCUGAUACAGGCACUGAAAAAGAAGUGAACAAAGAACGAAUGCUGUUGAAGAAAUUUCUCGCUAGCAGAGACCCUGUUUUGAUGAAUACACGUAAGGCACAGAAGGAACUUAUUUGAGCAACUUAUCCUCAGAACACAGCAAGAGUUCGAAAAAGACCCACUGAGGCGUGCCGUUUGGAAUCCGAAUCUAUUCUACGGUUACAUAAGGAGCAGCCUGCACAACGGAAAUCCCAUUCCCCUAUUGAAGCCGAGUGGAGACCUAGAAAUCAGUAAAUACUAUGCAAAAGCAGAGUACUUUUCGUUAUUUUUAAGUCCAUGAUUACGAAAAAAAGCAAAUUUAGUUUUUCUGACUACCACUUGGGGAAGGACCCACAAUCCAGACUAUAUAUUUUGCCGAAAAAAUGUUUGUAAAGAGCUGUUGACGCUGAAUUAGUCAAGAUAACCCGAUCCGGAUUAUAUAUUGCCUAAACUGCUGAAGGAGCUCGUUCUAGAACUAGCCAACUCACCCUCCGUGCGUUUAACAACCUCGUUCGAAGCCGGCUGCUUACCUGAUGAUAGGGAAUCUGCACAAAGGAGGCAGCAUGCUCUCUGAAAACAACGAUUGAGUAAUCAGUCUCAGUUCAAUCUGCUGUAAAGUUCUGGAGAAAAUUAAUGAGGCGUAAUCUAAUGCGCUUCCUAGGGCAAAAUAGUUUACUUACCGAUGUCCAGCUUGGAAUCUGUAAAGGUGGGUCUUGCAUGACAAACUUACCCUACUGUUUAGAACGCUGGACUCGCUCAGCUUAUGGAGGGAAUGCGUUGCAUGCAGUCUAUGCUGACUUUAGGAAGGCACUCGAUAAUGUACCACAUGAGCAACUCCUGCAGAUGCUCGACCGAGCAGCCGUUAGGGGUAAUUUCCUGUGGUAAAUUUGUAGUUACCUAAUGGGUCGCUCUCAAGUUAUCCACCUAGGUUACCAACAGUCGGCGGAGGUUGCGGUUGAGAGUGGUGUUCUCCAGGGCUCCGUUCAUAGUCCUACCUUGUAAAUUAUAUACGUCAACGAGUGCACCAAUAACCUGGACUGUGAUGUCGCCAUGUUUAAUAAUACUAAUAAUGUUUUCCGAUGAUAUCAGUCUGUGGAACCUCACUCAACAUGAAGCCGACAAAGAGCGCUUCCAGACGAGCCUAAACUGACUCGAACAGUGGUCCAAUAACUGGUUUUUGCUGUUCGGUGAGAUAAAUCGCAGCAUUCUGCGAGUCGGAAAAUAGCAUACUAAUGUAAAAAAUGAACGUUCAUGAAUGCCUUGCUGUGUGGAUUUCGAUUUCACCUACACCAUCGUUGCAUUGUUCGAAGGUAGCCAUGUCCAGGAUGUCAGUCCUGUACCUCGUAAAGUGGGCGUUCUCCACCUUUGGUGAAUAUAGCUUCGGUAAAGCCUUUAGAUUGUUUGUUUGGCCGCAAUUAGAUUUCACCUUUAAAACCUGAAACUCCUAGGGCGUGAAGGACCUCGGCAUCAAGUAAACAGUUCAAAAGCGUCCAAACAAACUUAUAGCGGGACAGGGUUCACCAUCUUAUGAAACACAAUUAUCUAAUCCCCAUCUCCUUCCUUUGUGUUACGGACAGCUGACAGGCGGCCUGAUACAGACAUUUCGAACUAUGCGCGUUUGGGACCGCUGUCUUGUACCUAGUGACUUUUUUCGAGUUAGUAACCACAGCGGACCUGCGAGGGCAUCUACUGAAAUUGUGCAUGACUGGGUCUCGGCUGAACACACGGAAAUUCUUCUUCUACAACAUAGGGAUUGAAGAUCGGGAUGGUGUGCCUGUGAGUAUCAUUAGGUCCACAUCUGUAUAAGCUUUUAAGUAAACUGGACCACCAUACACGUAAUUAUGCAUGAUAAUGCCAUCCGUCCGACGCCAUCUAGACACCAUGCGUAACCGUUUAUUACAGUUUCAACGCUACUGUGCAUAGUUCAGCAAUAUUUGUUUAUGAAAUUGUGUAUUUAUGGCUCCAACUCUCAUUUGCAGAAAGAUUUGCGCUUGAGAGAACUUUAUCUGCAGCACAUUAGUAUUCAAACUGACUGCAGAGAGCAAACAAGCUCCGUGGUGACAAUGGGUCGGUGUGCGUUCAAUCUUGAGAGAAUAAAUAUCCGAUCUGCAACGACAGAGAAUGGUUCGAUGAAGUGUUUAUGAUCCAUCUGGUAGACCACACUGGUGAACCCGCUACGCCAGCUGUGUCUGUACACAGGUUUGUGUUUCCGGUCUCAGCUAAUGGUCAGAGUUAUGAUUGGCUGAGUGAAGGCAAACAAACCCGAAACAGUUAUGCAUCAGUCUACCCUCAGACUCUGUCGUCUCCCUUCUGCUAUUACGGCUUAGCCGACUCCGGUCUGGUAAUCGGUUGUCUGUUCGUGACCCCUGUCAUAGGGCCCUACGACUCAUAAGAGGUUUGUUUGUCUCGGGAAGCCGGUGGAUCAACGUGCGCCCAUUCCUAAGUGAAUAUAUACACAUAUAUGACAAACGUAUUAUACCGUACUCCUAACAUAGGUACUACGGUAUUAUACCUUUGCCACACAUAUGUAAUACUACUUGUGGUGCUACUUGCUUAUAAGAUGGCAAAUUCCGUGAUUAUUCCACAGUAGUUGGUUGUCUUCGACUCAAAUGUUCAUUGAAAUUUCGGGUCUGACCAUAAAAACAUUAUGUCCCGGAGACUUAGCUCCAUGUCAUGCACUGAAUAAUUUCUGACAUUAUUCGUUUGAUAUGUAUGUAUUCGUGUGAAGAAGAGGCGAUCGCGGGGACCAUAGAUUUACUGGCCUGAAGUUUCGAAAUCCAACAGGCUUUCAUCGUCAGAGGUAGGCUCUGUACGAUGCCUCACAGAAUUUAUGGGUGUUGAGCGCACGGGCGUUCUGUCGUUCGUGCAGGAUGUACUGCGGGGCGGAAGUCAAUCGUUUUCAUGCUGGUCGGGGCAAACGCUCGUAUUGUCUUUGAUAUUUUUUGCCUGGUUGAUGUAUCCUUAUGCGAUUUUUCAUAUCUUUACAUUGAAGUUGCGAAUAUUCUCACGAAACGGUUCAGGCGAUCGCUUAGCGAACAUACGCGUGCUUUCAAUAAACCAAAGUCGGGCCCAAAAUAAAAGAAAAACAAAGUACAAAGUAAAACGUGUGAGAGAUAAGGGAAAUCGAUUACGGUUCGUCUUUUCAUACAAGCGGGGCGUUUGAAUAAGAGGGAGGAGGGGGUAGUUGGCAGUGAGAGUUAGGCAGGGCCGUGUCACAAGGAGAUUUCGAAGGGGGGCACGGAGACAUGAAUGCAAGGAGUCAACCCUUGGUCAUGGUAGACGCAAAGAGUGCAAGAGAUUCUUCUGCGCACAUGGACCAACCUCUGUAGCUUGAUGGCAGUCGCUCCUGUUGUUGCUAGUAAGCGCUGACCCAGUCGCUUACGAUAAUUAGGUAGGGCCUUGCAAAUCACACAGUAGGCUUCGUUGGGGUCCACAUGAUGCCAGAAUCGGCUAUUGUUGCGAGGAUGGAGUUGUGUAUGCUACUAAUUUCACCUUUCCUCAGACAUCUCGGCAUGUCUUCUCGUAUUCUUUUGGUAGGCGCCGACUCGUACAACCAAUAUAAACUACUUCACAGGAGCAAGCAAAGGAGUAAUUGCACAUGGAGGUGGUCUGAGCUGGCAGCAUAUCCUUACCUUCCCGCGUAAGAAGGGGUUGGUCGAGAACAGUACCUGUGCUCUUGCUGCUGAAGAGUUUCUUGAGACGGUUUGGUCAAUGCGUCUUUCCAGGAGUUCACUUGUCACGUCCCCUUGAAAGGGGGCUUUUUUCAGCAGAGUUUUCUUUCCGUCGUCGGUGUGAUGAGUUUGUCGGUCAUAGGAUAUGAUUCCCUACAACAAAUCUGUCAGGAUACCCGUUCUCGCGAAAAAGCUGUUAGAUUCUUCUAAGUUAUUCGUCAAUUCUAUCCACCGAACAGAUUUUUCUAGCCCUUUGCGUUAGACAACGGACUGGACUACGUUUUUGUUGAGGGGGCACGAAACUUCAGCGUAGGCUUCUUUCCGAUAAGCGCUUCUCUGCAUGCUUCAGUCAGUUCUUCUGCCUAGAAGAACGUCUUGGGAAGGCAGAGAGCCUGCCGUUUCCACCUUCAGCGUAAACCUGGUCGACUAGUAUGUUGAUUUGCAUCAUCAAAAUGGGUGGUUAUGCUGGUUUAUCUAGUGGCAAUUGCGAACAUAUCGCCUGCGCAGUGAUCGUUGUGCCUUAGCUUGCUGAUUUACCCGUUUAACUGAAAAUUCUCCAGCUUGCUCAUAAAGACAUAGAAAAGGGAAGGACUAGGAGGCGACCCCAUAGCAAUCACGUUUAUCUGUCUAUAUAUUUAGUUGUCAAAAGGGAACUGCACCUUUUGUGCGCAUUUUAGAAAUAGUUUCCUGGGUGCGUUCGUCAGAAUACGUAUUUUUGGUGGUUAGUUGACAUGAAUUCCAAUACGUACUCGACUUUCUCUGUAACCGGAACAUCUGUGAAGAGUGAUGAGAUAUCAAGUGAAAACAUCAUCAUACCAUUUAGGUCUAGGUCUUUAACGUGUCUAAUGAAUUCGAAGGUGUCCCGAUAGCUAUGUGGCGUUAGUCGAUACUGUACAUGUUUCAGUUUCCCUCCUAACCGUUUCACUUGCAAAAAGUAGGGAGUUCAACGGUGUGCACCUAAAUUCCCCACAACUAAACUGAACUGAUAUGAAUAAAAACCUGUAAAGUCUACAUGCGGUUAUCUGCGUGUGAUGCAGACCGAAGGGGUAGAUGACGAAUUGCUGGUGCACAAACAACCAUUUCCAGAUGUGCACUUUCACCCAUUUUCUAUCAGUGUCACGACAAUGACGGAUGAUUCCAUCAGUGUCACGGCCCUUUCACUACCGGAAUGCUGUUGGAACGCACUCGGACUGUACUUUCGCGUACAGAGUCUAAUUUCCAGUCUUUGCGUGUACAAAAGCAGGAGAUGAAGGGGCACAUAAUUAUAUUGCUCAUACGGAACUUGUUCUAACGUAGAUCGAGUCAGUGGUCUAGUUGCAUUGAGCUGAAGACGGCGCUCCUCCAACUUCACGCCGCCUCGGGUCGCCAGCAUGAUUCCGGCCUCGCUUGUCCGCACUUCGUCCCAGACUAUUCGGCCAUAUGCGAAUUUUCGAUGAAACAACACAGUCCAUACUCCAUCCUAGCGCCACACCUCAACUGCCCGCACCUGUACGCCAGUAAGCAACACAGGAACCUAUUCCACAACACGCGCAUACGCUUCACCACUUCCUUCUGGAGCAAAAGUGCUAUCCUUUUUGUCAGAGACGAUAUUACGGACGAAGCGUUAUGUGCAAGAACGCGCUCAUCUCACUUAGUAAGAAGAUAUUUUAAGGGAACUCAGAACGUGGGGUGAGGUUCUCGCCACGUGUAGCACGCGCAGACGGGCUGUUUUAUCUUUUUCAGCCACCAUGUCAACUUCAAUCACCAACUGGGUCACAGUCGAAAGGUAUGCGUAAGAUUAAGAAGAGAGUAAGAGUCCGACAGGAGCGAAUCGAUUUGCACAUUCGCACUUUAAUAAACCUGACACACUUUAAUUCCUUGCGACCAGCUAUCAGUCUUGCCAGGGAAAAUUUCCAAAUGGCGGGCUGCCUCUUCCUUCUUAGGACUGAGCGUCAGACUGCAAUAUCCUUUAUUUCAUGUUGCCUCUAUGGCAUACCCUAUUGUGUGAGAUCCGAGCCGCUCUUAUCAUAGCGCAAUAAUUUAGAAUGGGGAUCAGAUCGUGUGACACGACUAAGCACGCUUUUUAACUUUGCCAGCCAUAGCACCUGCGACAGUUCACCCCCCAUGGUCACCAGCGCGACUGCUUACCCAUCGCACGUUCGGUCAACCCAGCGCCUUCUGUGUGGCCCCUGCGUGGCGACAGAUUAACACCAGUCGACGUUGUGCCUCCCAUCGAUUGGUUGUAGGCUGCCAAAGCCCAGGUAAAUGCACGCUCCCUGUGCCGAAGAUGAAAAAACCCACGGUUGGCAUACGCAUUGCCUGAGAAAUCUUUGUCACUGUCUUUUCGGUCGCUUGUGCUUUCCUGUGCUUAAUAGAAUCGUCUAAACAAGUAUCUUCACCUGAUUUUAGUUUAGGGAAGUUCUCGUUGCCGACGCACCGACGUCCACCUCGGUUGGACUUGACUUUGUCCUGAGAUCGGAAAAGGGUGAUGUGAGAGUCCGAUAGGUGCAGAGCAAGUCCGACCCCUAUAAAUAAAUUCACGUGCUUGCCACCACUGCAGGUCCAACCUGGUAGGGCAACGGUGGACACUCGCCUACGACGAAGGAACGGUCGUAUAUUUACGGAAUGAUGCGCAUUCCAAGGAACGAAAGCUAAAUCCAAAUAAGUUGUUCAGGAGAGUGACAAAACGUGCUUCCGCACAUUUUCGACAUCGGUCCCUCUGUUCUGCUUCAAGCCAGAUCAUUACCGCCGGCCGGCGGGCUAAACCAGAUGGGGCAGUAGCUGUAACCUCUACAUACACCUCACUUGCUUGAAAUGCCCUAGGACACUCUGGUACCGCAUUAGAUUAGUUGACCGUAUGCGAUCCCAUAAUAGUGGAAUCCGUCGCGAUUUUACCACGACAAACCUAUUUCCUAUACCGAAAAACUACCACAAACAACACCAUUAACAAUAAAAAAAUCAUAAGACAGGCCUUACAAUUGCCGGCAAUCCCGGGCAAAUCAUUCACUCCAACGAGGUGGGGGAUGAAUGACGUUAGUCGUGUUCGGCAGACUCAGCCUCUUUCACCUUGAUUGUCAAUCAGGUGGAAGCACAUAGAUUCACGUUAGACUUCAAAUCAACGCAAGAGAACUUGCACGCAGUACAGAUUCCCACACUAGUUAAAGUGAGGAUUUGCCCUAACCACCGACUACAGCACUCUAAAUGUGUCUUAAAUUCAUUUUGUACCACGGCGUUUAGUAGGUUUUUUGCAGAAGAAUUUUAUAAUAAAAUAUAAAAACAUUUUCUGCUCUACCUCCUGCCCAAAUUUGUUGACAUAUUUGGUCACAUUUUCCUUACUUCAUUGAGUUUCAAAUAAAUGUGAUAAAAUUGCAUGCAUAACUGCAAUCACUUUUGUAAAAAAAGCAUUAAGAAGUUAAGGGCCCUUGAAUUUCCGAAUAAGCUUUAUACCAACUCAGAAGCUCUGGUCGCGCCGAAAAAUUUAGUUGAAUUUGCUUGUUUUGUUGGGCUGUCAAUUUCCCGGAGUUUGAUUCUCUGGCUAGAGAGGCUGGUCUCUGCUUUUGCAGGUAUUCGAGCGCGUUUGCCUUGUUGUCCACCCCGGACGCGUAAUUUAACUCUAUUCAUAGUUAUUUUUCACUCCAUGUAUAGUUUAAGAAUCUUUAAGUGGUAGGUUCGUCACAUCCAUGAUAACGGACGUCGACGUUCGUUGUUAAACAAGGAACAGCAUACAAUAGUAUGCUGUGACACGCGUUCAGUGAAAUAAGGUUUUAUUUGUGUGAUUGUUCUUAUCACAUUUCCCCCUUAUCCUACACGGAAAGUUCAAAUACUCGGUUGUAUGCGCCAACUGCGUAGAAUUCUUUUGAUAUUGCCGCCGGCACAACAGGAGAGCAAUUCUGAUAUAUCGCACCUGCCGCCACCUUUUUAACAGCAAAAAAUCUGACACCGACUCACACUUGUUAUGUCUGGACGCUCGCCGUACAAGUGGGCAACCAUGAAAGCGCAGUGACUCGUCACGUAUGCUAGUUGCGUCUUAGACGUCAGAUUAGGACCCUCUUUAGCAGCCACACUGCUUCUCCUGAUCUCCCGCAUUUUUAUAGUAGUUUUUGGCCAUGUGAUGAGUAAAGGCGAAUUUCAGACCCCAGGCGAUCUUUUGCAAGCAGAAAACAUUCUACUUGCGUCCUGGGUUCAAUGCCAAUCACAAUUUCCUCUGAUGGCCUCGUCGUUUCUUGCCAGUUGUUUUUGUUUCCUUCACAAACAUCUAUAUAUGUCUUUGUCUAUCCUCACUUCCUUAGGAAGACGCCCGCAGCGCUUACUGCACUUCCUUCGGACUGGGAGGUGAGUAUUCCGUGUGACUCUGGCUUGUCGGUAACCCUAUGAUGAGAAGUAAAAGGGCUGACUAGACUUGCUCCUUUUUUAGGGAACAGUCUUGAAUAUGAUAUAAGUAUGAUCUGAGGGCUCACACCCUUUAGUAUCUUAGUCAUUAUCACUUUGUCACGCAAUUCUGUUUCCUUUGUAGGGGUGGACCGUUUUCACAUCAGGCCUUUGGUACGUCAUCACAUCUUUGGUGCGAGAGCGACUUUUUCUUAACAGAAUCGCGGAAUGAUUAGUAAUAAAUGCUUAUUGAAUGGAGUUUGCUGUUCUGUUUAUAGUACGUGCUCUACGUGUAAUCAGGCCCUAUAAUUUUAUCCCCUCGUCCCUAUACGUUAACUCUCCAAACUUGGAAGCGUAGUCCUUUUGACUUUGAAUGGGAAAUGGAAGUAGUUGGUGCCACUGGAUCGUGGAUAUAGGUUAUAUCUCUCUGGGACAAAAAAAACAUGGAAGAGCAAGCGUGUGGUGAACGGGUUUCAGUCGCACGGAUGAUCGCUGAGCGAUGUCACGCCUGAUGGAUUUUAAAUCCAUUUAGAGGAGAUCAUAGACACGAGAAAGCCUAAAAAACAUCUUUUUACCUGUCUUCUUCUUCUCGCCAGUGCUCUCAAACUCGUUACCGAUUAAUUCCAAGUGACGGCACAGGGAAUUCCCGUCGAAUGAGGGUUCCCCAACAAUCACGGACUUGUUGGCUUCACGCUUUGAGCCAUACACAACAACCGUUGUUCAGCGUUUUGUACUACCUAAAGGUCUGCAAAUUACGCCUAUCACUUUCCCCUGUUAACUAAGCCGGCUGCGCCACCUCGAUCAGGGUCCAUAAGAGAUGACGCUGCAGGGGCUUUGCCCGACCAAGUCAUUUGGGACGGUGAACUUUCCCUGCACCAAGUAGUGUCCCCAUUCAGUGGCUAGGCCUCACUCUAGAGACGACCCAUUAGCCUGAAUCAGAGUAAUGUUUUCAGACAACAACUGUUAGCUGUGUGGAUACUGCGAUUUAGGGACACACAGAAACCACGUUUUAUGGUCGUGCAGGACAGUCUCGUACACGCACCUUUUUCGUUAGGACAUACACUUUCAGAACCGGCGAGACGCGUUGAGCGCAAGUCUUGGUCGGCCUCGCGUUUUUAUAUCAAUUAUUUACAUCACGGAGAGUCGGCUUAAACAAAGAAGUCGGCCACCUCGAGCCUUUUGCCUCCAUGUAAGCAGAGGGACUUCGAGGUGUGGAGCCCUCGAGGAUAGCCUUGCAUUUCGCAAUGUAUAGUCUCAGACCGACUAUGCGGCCAAGUCCGAAAAGUGUCCCUCGGCAUUAAAAAUAUGCAGGACUAUGUUUUGCCCUAUGUUUAUGUUAUGGCAUUCGAGGCCUUACCUAUCCCGUAGUUGAAGAUAACUGAUCAGAGGGCAGCAUCGACAGCACGGUACUCGUUUAUACGGUGUGCCCGAGUCUCAUCUGUAUGAACGGCCAGCAUACCUCGAUACGGUCGGUUUCAGGCAUACCACCUUCCCUAGAUUAUUCUUGUACAUUGACUAGUGUUCCGGCAAAAAUAUCGAAAAACUCCAUCAUUAUUGGAAGUGGUGCCCGUGUUCUAGUAUUUUUGUGAAGUUAGUUGAUGGUCCUUGCGACCUCUGUCACAACGAAAACUAAUUUGGUUUUCCUUUUCCUGUUUAGAUCUUGGGCUGUAGAAACUCCCUCGGUCAGACAGAAGUGUUAUGAAGGCGAUGCGGAUUGGGUUGACGCCGUUGUAGUCAUAGUAUACAGAUAAGGAGGGAUUGGCGAAAAGCACGUCAUUGAUUCAAUCUCACGGGGCAGGUUCGGUAUGGCGUGGACACUAGCAUCUUCUAUAGCCACUCAGUAAAAGCAGGACAAACCUUUUGUAAUCUGGUUUGUAGAUCCUCCUUAUCUUGCGUUCCGUCCAUUCGAAACCGCCUGCUCGGACUGUUGUGCAUCCUAUUGGGAAGGACAUUCCUGGAAUGCCCGGUUCAGUCAUGCUACCAUAUGGUGGGUUGGGCAGUCUAACUAAGACUUCGAGCAUCGUAACCGUCUAUUCAGGUAGUAGGGACAACCUUCUACGGUUUAAUCUUUACCGAACAGAAAAACAACUGGUAGAACUUAUGAACUUCGGUUCGAUAAGGUGCUUAUGACCCAUCUGGUAGACCUCAGUGGUGGACCAACUGCGCCAGGUGCGUCUGUGUGCAUGUUUGUGUUUCUGGUCCCAGCCGCUGGUCAGGGUUAUGAUUGGCUGAAUGAAGGCAAAAUAAGCCCGAAACAGUACUGUAUGAAUCUACCGCAUUCUCUGUCGCCCCUCCUCCCCACUUAUUUGUAUCUACGGCUGCUGAGGCCAUCCUGAUUUCAGGUGGGAUUUUCUAAUGAUAGCCGCUCUAAUCGGCCCUCAGUCAUCAUAUCAUCUAACAGCCCGGUAUUCUGUAUCUGAUGGUUUGGGCGCCUCGCGUGUAAUCUGCGACCUGUGCGGUGUUGAUUGUUAUCCGCUCUCGGGUUGCAAAUGCUGCGGCAUAGGCCACUGAAGGAGACCUCAGUGAUGGCGCUUCUGAAUACUAUCCAUUCUCACACUAGGUAGCGGAGUGCAUCGUGUUCAGGCGAAACAAAACGGCUCGCUGCGUCUUGCCUCAGGCGCCUGACUUCUGCUCACUUGACGCCGGUGUGCGUCGACCUUCCGAAACGGAAUAACAUUAGCUCCUGGUCCGGGGCGCGGCCUCACUCGCGAACGUUUGGUGUGUGUAGUGUGCUUGCUUCCUGUCUUUGUUUCUCACCUCGAGGAGUGGGAGAUUGCCGCGUCUCGCGAUUGUUUGCUUAUGUAAAUCUCCGUGGUGUGUACUGUCUCCCUUGGCACCCGAGCAUCAUGUCGUCAGUCUUGCUAGUCAUUCAAAAAAGGCUUAGGUCUACAGCUAUUGUCGUAUCGACUUCCAUUGAAAGAACACGCCGAGGACGUUGCCGCUGUAUCCAUCUCACUUAACUGCGACACUUGAUGCCGUCAGAAGGAGUAGGAGGCAGAAUUCCGUUUGCUGUUAGUCAAGUGUCGAAACAUGUGCCAGAACUGCUGUGGUUAAUUACUCCUUGUUUGGCCUAGACCUGUCUCAACCUGGCGAGCCCUUUGUUUUUCGUCUGGUAAGACGCAAAUGUUAGAUUGUGCCUAUUGCGUUCUAGACUUCAGGUGGUUUCCGUUCCUGUAACCUUGACUGCUCUCGCGCCGACCCGUGCAGUCGAGUUCGCGGUGGACAAGUACCUUAGAUACCGUAAUCCACAGGGGUACAUAUUAUGAACUUUUGGUUUGGGGCUUUACUCCCCGUCAGCCUCGACGUCCUGUCUUGCCACCAGUUGUUUUGACUCGGGCUUGCGGCUGGUAUUGGAGGCGGAAAAGGGUAAAACACGCUCAGUUCGAAUCCGGUGCUUGGUUUCCUCACAGUAAACCAAUGCCCUCUUGAGCUGUCGCGACGCACCAACAAAAGUGUCAUAGAAGGUUGCUAGCUGUUGCAUGCAAUUGUGGGAUCUCGUAACCGGGUUCUUCUAGAUAACCAAUAGCUGCUCAACAGAUAGACCUACAUAUACCUCUCGGCCUCAAGGCAAAUCCCUUUGAUUAAACGCGUCGUGCCCUUUCAUCCUUGAGAUAUGCCCUUAGGUAGUUUUCCUUUUAUUCUCUAAAUCUUCUGAGUCGACUACAAUCGACUUUCCUGGACGAGGCCUACUGCUUCAGUGGGCGAACGCACCCAAAUCUGUAGGUAAACAGUCAGUUUCUGGGGAUAAAACCGCAACUAAAACUUCAUACUGAAGAUGUGAUCCGUGGGCCGAAGUCGUUUUCAUCUAUGAAAGUGACACUUGUUGAACAUCUUGAGCUUUCGUGUAUGUUCAGCCUGGCUAGUCCCCACCUUUGUUUAUUUCACCGCUUUCAUAGCUGUUAACGUCGGCCAGUCAGCAAUCUAACUCCUAUGAUGGAUUAAGCAUGAGCCUUGAAUCCUGGGACUCGCUGUUCUUAGCCGGCAGUAGCACUUGAGCAAAGGUGUCUGGUUGCAACUAACGGGAUACUGAUUUUGCAGUGAAUAGACCUUCUUGAUGUUUGUUUGAGACUUGUACUAAAUUUGGGCGCUUUCUUGGACAGCCUCCGAAUGUCCUGUCUAUCCGAGCUGAAUCUGGGCCCUGCCUGCCCUCCGAGCGCCGCAUUCUCCUCUUGUCUACAUCCCGGUGCCCGCUUUGUCGGCAGCCAACUCUCCAAGGGCAAGAAAUACAACGUCGAGGCUGUCAUUCAGGUAUGUGGCGGGCCGCCAUCAUCUGUCUCCUUCAGACAACCAACUUGCCUGAGAAGACCUUCUAUGGUCUGCUAACAAUCGAACACCUGGCCGAGGAGGUUCCCAACUCCACUACCUUCUUCGAGGCCGAAAUUAUCAGCCGCAAGUUCCCCUUCAUCACCGGCAAGUGGGAUGCCACUGUGGAAAUUGACAGAAGCCACUGGGUGUGUGAGUGAUUUUUGUACAGCCUGAACGUUGAGGUUUUUUCCUUGCCCUCUUCAGAACGAAUUAAACGUGCCCUCCAAGUUUCCUGACUACUACAAGGACUCCUUUGACUACUCAGCCCUGGAGACCGCUGAUCACGUGUUUAUGCGCUGGAAGGUUAGUUUCUCUGAAUUCCCACGAAGGCACUUUUCUUCCAUCAGGAGAAGUUUCUAGUCCCAGAUUCGACGAACAGCAGCGCCAGUGAACACAUUUCCUUCUCCGGUUUCUACUAUGUUUGUCUUCGGAAGACGAGUGGCGUCCUCACGGGUUACUAUUAUCAGGGUACUUCAGAACGGUACUUCCUUCUCUAAGGUUCCUGCUUAUCUCACCCUUUUUUCAUUGCAGAUUUCAGCUUCUCGAGCUGAACUACGUGCCUCAGACUACCUUUUCAUCGUUUCAAAUUAUCUGA